AUGGAGAAAAAAUUCAGUAAUUCUCGGGUAGCAGUAUAUAGAAGGCAAAAAAGAAAAUUGGCUCAAUUUUUGACAGCAUUUCCACAUGGACAAGGUCCAUUUAUUCCGAAGAAGUUCUUUGAAUUACCACAAUUGUCUAGACAGUGUGAAUGUAAAGCGUGUGGCCCUGAUGAUAAGUUCGAAUAUAAUUUAAGUUACUUCAUAUACGUGAGCUUAUCAACACAAAUUCUGGAACUACUGUCUAUACCCAACAUCAGUGAGUCGUUAAAAUAUAGAUUUAACCGAACAAAGAGAGAUCCGGAGGGUUACGAAGAUAUUUAUGAUGGCGAAGAAUACAAAUCACUAUGCAAACGUGGCAAAUUUUUGGCAACAUGGUAUAAUUUCUCAUUAACUAUGAAUACCGAUGGAUGCAAUGUGGCAAAGUCUUCUAAAUCAAGUGCAUGGCCGAUUUAUGUUGAGAUCAACGAGCUACCUCCACAUAUGCGAAAGAAACAUAUGCUUCUUGCGGCAAUAUUCGUGGACGAAAAACAUCCAAUAAUGAAUCAUUUAUUAAGACCUUUUACCAUAGAAAUACGAAAUUUAUUUAGUACUGGUAUUACAUGGAAACCUAACGGUCAUUCAGAAGUAACAUCAAGAUUUAUCGUUACCACAUGUAGCUUAGACGCACCGGCCCGCGCAGCAGCAAAACCGUGGGACGUGGCAAACGAAUUUAUCCAUUAUCUCAAUGUUAUCAGAAAGAACGAUGUGAUGCAGAGAUACGUAAUGAUACGGGCUUUUGCUACCGGUAUUGUUACGCACGGAAUAAAAAAUAUUUCAGCAUUAGUAGCUCUACCAUUAUUCAACAUAAGUAAAGGUGUUGUUGUCGAAGCAAUGCAUGCUGUUUUUCUCGGAGUUGUUAAGCAACUUACAAAGUUACUUUUAACAGGAACAAAAGCACCUUAUUAUAUUGGGGCACCUAAAAAUAUGAACUUAAUAGAUCAAUCCUUACUGUCCAUUAAACCACCAUCAUGUCGCUCGCGAAAACCACGGUCCAUAUCAACUUAUCCCAACUGGAAAGCAUCAGAAUGGCGGAAUUGGCUUGACUAUGCUCCAGUUUGCUUACUUGAUGUAUUGCCAAAAAAAUAUGUAACCCAUCUAGCACUCUUAUCGGAAGCAAUUCAUCAUUUGAACAGCGAUUGCUUAACGCCAACUAAUUUAGAGCGAUCUGAUAUUCUAUUGAAGAAAUUUGUAUCGCUUUUUCAAAAGUAUUAUGGUGAAACAAAUAUGUCUUCUAAUAUCCAUUUAAUGACACACUUGGUAUCAGUUGUGAAAAAUUGGGGUCCAAUAUGGGCUCAUGAAGCAUUUGUGUUUGAGUCAUGGAAUAAGAAAAUCAUGGAUUUUAUCAGCAGUUCUCAUGCUCGAGUUAAUCAAAUCGCAAUGCGCUUUACCAUGCGAAAAUUUAUUAUUAUGUCUUUAUACGAUGAUGCAGUAUCAACUGAGACCAAAAAAUUGAUAGCCAAACAAGUUAAAGUUUCGUUAGAAAGUAAUAAUGUUGACACCAAAGAUCGAUUGAAAGGUGUAGGAAAACGUAUAACGCGUUUACCAACAGAUAGUGAACGUGUUGCUUUGAUAAAAUUUGGGUAUGAACCUAUGAACUUGGAAUGUUUUGAGAAAAUGACAUUAAAUGGGAUCAAAUACGAGUGUCAAAAUAACAAAAAUUGCAAAUUCGACAACAGUAUUAUUUUUGAUGGUAAUAAUGUAUUCGGAACAAUCACUUCAAUUGUUAAAUUUUGUCACCGUAAUCAAACAAUACGCGGUAUUUUCAUUCUACGAAUGCAGCAAGUCAAUUGUAUAUUAGGAACUAAGCAUAUUCACGAAGUUACUACUACAUUAAAUGACCUAAUGUUUAUCGAAGAAUCCCAAUUUAUAAAGCCAGCAAUUCAGAUCGCUACAUCGAAUCAAUUAUAUGUUAUUAAACAAACAAAUUGCUGGGAAACGGAUUAG
Molecule: messenger RNA, 1983 nt
Organism: Cotesia congregata
Lineage: Eukaryota; Metazoa; Arthropoda; Insecta; Hymenoptera; Braconidae
Source: the annotation of a GenBank genome assembly